AACUGCGUGACGGAAACAUCCGGUGGUUAAAGCCGUCCAACAUGGCGAGUCGCAAGAGCAAUAAGAAGACCCCGGCAGAGGCUGACAAAUAUUCCGUGCUGUUGCCGACAUACAACGAACGGGAAAAUCUGCCCCUGAUCGUGUGGCUGCUGGUGAAAUAUUUUGGCGAGAGCGGCUACAACUAUGAGAUUAUUGUGAUCGACGACGGAAGCCCGGAUGGGACACUACAGAUUGCGGAGCAGCUACAGAAAAUCUACGGAAAGGAUAAGAUUGUCCUGAGACCCAGAGCGAAGAAGUUAGGUUUAGGGACUGCGUAUGUUCAUGGCAUUAAGCAUGCUACUGGAAACUUCAUCAUCAUUAUGGACGCUGAUCUGUCUCAUCAUCCAAAAUUUAUUCCACAAUUUAUUGAAAAACAGAAAGAAGGUGGAUAUGAUUUGGUGUCUGGAACGAGGUACAGAGGAGACGGUGGUGUGUACGGAUGGGACCUACGCCGGAAGCUCAUUAGCCGAGGGGCGAAUUUCAUCACACAGGUGCUGCUGAGACCGGGCGCAUCGGAUCUGACGGGGAGCUUCAGGCUCUAUAAGAAAGAGGUACUGGAGCGCCUGGUGGAGCGGUGUGUGUCUAAAGGCUACGUUUUCCAGAUGGAGAUGAUUGUUCGUGCUCGACAGCUAGGCUACACCGUCGGAGAGGUUCCAAUCUCAUUUGUGGACCGUGUUUAUGGAGAGUCCAAACUGGGAGGAAAUGAAAUUGUCUCUUUCCUGAAAGGAUUACUCACACUGUUUGCCACAACAUGACCCCAUCCCUGGCUCUGUGGCACGCUGUGUGAUGUGGCAAGUUCAUAAAAUCUCCUUCUCAGCCACACAUGCACUCACCUGAUGGUUCUAGAUGAAUUAAAGACCCCAUGCUUACACACUGUAGCUGGCACUACAAAUUACCAUCUGUGGAGUGGAGUCCGAUGUUCUGCUUUGACCAUCGGUUUUCUUGACCGAUCACAUUAGCUGCCAAAACAGAUAUGUUUGUGUUUACUUGCUCAGUGUGUUUAAAAGCACUAGUCUCUAAAUUGGUAUCAGGACCAGAUUUGCACGCAUCAUGCAAUGAUUGAGAAAGUUAUUGUUUUUUUAAUCCCUUGUUUUGUAGUAAAGCGCUGAGUCAGAUGUUACAAGAGAUGUUAUAUUUUGUGCAGCAUCAGUAUGAAAAGGUGUGAAGAAUGCUGAAAUAUGUGAUGUUGCUGAUAAAUAAAUAAAAAUUCCACAAAGGU
This is a messenger RNA of Hemibagrus wyckioides, 1258 nucleotides long. RefSeq names its product dolichyl-phosphate mannosyltransferase subunit 1, catalytic (gene dpm1). Lineage: Eukaryota; Metazoa; Chordata; Actinopteri; Siluriformes; Bagridae. Gene Ontology annotation, molecular function: dolichyl-phosphate beta-D-mannosyltransferase activity. The record is from RefSeq and is a predicted model, not a curated record. Gene Ontology annotation, cellular component: endoplasmic reticulum membrane. The transcript is spliced from 9 exons. The coding region runs from base 42 to 794 and encodes 250 amino acids. Gene Ontology annotation, biological process: GPI anchor biosynthetic process; protein O-linked glycosylation via mannose.